AGUUUCAUCUCUUCUGAAUAAAUGAAUAAAGUGACUAUGAAAGCACAGCAUCUGCCUUCUGUUUCCAUCAACGAGGAGAAGUUCAUAACCAGAGAGCAGCUCAGUUCUCUUCUGAAGACUUACAACUCUUAUUAUUCUGAUCAAGAAAAUCUGCAACUGUCACAUAAUCAGCGAGAAGGAUGCAAACCAUUUCUCGAAGGAAUCUUGUCAAUUUUUUGGGGAGUCCGACAUCCUAUCCGCUUAAAAAUUCAGGAUGAGAAGCAGAUACCUUCCUUUGUAACCCUGAAGUCAACGGAGAAUGUGGGUUUGUUCCCUAGUAAAAGGGGAAUGACCCGCUGGGGAGAAUUUGAUGAUCUACAUCAUAUUAGCGGGGAGACACUGAAAUCUGCUGAAGAAAAGCCAGACCUUGAGCCAAGUUAUUCCCGCUACGGAAGCUGCACUCUGAGGUCCCAGGGCGAGCAGGAACAUGACUGUGCCACCCUGCCCCGGGCCGCCAGCCGUGCGGCGGCUGUGUGCAGGAGGGCCAAGAACCCCACGAGAGUCAGAGCAGAAGGAGAAACUCACAGGUUUUCAAUUAACGGCCACUUCUACAACUAUGAGACGUCAGUCUUCACUCCAGCUUUUGGAUCAGAAACCAAAAUAAGGGUUAACAGCCAGAUGAGAACAAGACAAGUAAUUGAACAAUUGCUUCGGAAGUUUAAG
Messenger RNA from Tauraco erythrolophus (red-crested turaco), 702 nucleotides. The record is from RefSeq and is a predicted model, not a curated record. Lineage: Eukaryota; Metazoa; Chordata; Aves; Musophagiformes; Musophagidae.